AUGGGUACAGAUAUUGAAUUUAACUUUGCAGAUGGUACGCUGGAUCUUUCCUUCUUAGGCACAAAAGAGCAGCUUCCAGAGCAGCAUCAUAAUCAGCUGCUGCUGCUUCAACGGCAACCAGGAAAAAGGAAACACAGACAGGGUGCAGGAGUAGCUGCCGCUGCCGCAUCAACUUCUGCUGCUGCUCGAAGUCUGCAGCAGCAGAAUAAGCGACUGGUCACCCAGAGCAAGAUCCGCGAACGUCAUUUGCAGCUUUUGCGGAAGGACGUUGAGGAGCAGCAGCAGCAUGAGCCGAGUGCUGAUGAGGACAGUGGCUUCAGCCGUGUUGCUUGCAUCUCGAAGUGCGUAAAUACCAGGAAGCAGCAGUUGAACAAGGACCAGCUACAAAUAGCAGCCGAAGGUGGCCCUGAGCGGAAGAAGCGAAAAAAGAAGAGCAAGGCUUCAAUAUCCACAAGACGACCCGAGGAGUGCCCUACCACUCAGGAUACACAGCCUAGCAGUGUAAGCAGUCGCUACGCUUCCAGUGGUACAGCAAGUGACCAAAGCCUCUUACCUUCGUCUGCCAAGAUGCAAGCGAAAAAGUUCGAGCUGGCAAGCCAGCUCUCCUCGGAUCCAACAGUGAACAAGCAGGAGAAGGAAGCACAUGAAAGCAUACGACCACAUGAAGGGAGUGCGCAACAGCAAGCACAGCAACCAAAGGAUGAAUGCUACGCGCUGCCUCAUCGAAUGAGCCGGAUACGACACAGACGUCUGUCUCAGCAGCGAUUGGAAGAAGAUCACGACAACGUUCGGGAGGGUGAACAUAGCGUUGAAGCGUGUUGUUCUGUCGCACUUCCAGACAUUCAGGCGAAGCAGCAGCAACAGCUGAAGAUUAGGGGCAAGACAAAAGGGGGGCGCAGCAUCUUCAUACGGAAGAUUUUUAAUGCGAGUACUAACAGUACACAGAAGAGAACAAAGACCAGGAGCAAACAGAAAAAUAUAAAAAACGACAACAGGCCAGAUUCAAUGGUCCGUAAGCUGUAUUUCCGAUAUAGUUCCAAGGGAUUGCAGCUUUAG
Molecule: messenger RNA, 1056 nt
Organism: Cyclospora cayetanensis
Lineage: Eukaryota; Apicomplexa; Conoidasida; Eucoccidiorida; Eimeriidae
Exons: 1
Coding region: 1-1056 (351 amino acids)
Source: RefSeq, a predicted model, not a curated record